AUGAAUAUCCGCAAUGCUCGGCCAGACGACUUGAUUAACAUGCAACACUGCAACCUCCUUUGCCUGCCCGAGAACUACCAGAUGAAAUACUAUUUCUACCAUGGCCUGUCCUGGCCGCAGCUCUCUUACAUCGGCGAGGAUGAGGACGGGAAGAUUGUCGGCUAUGUCCUGGCCAAAAUGGAGGAGGAACCAGGUGGUGUCCCCUACGGACAUAUCACUUCCCUGGCGGUGAAGCGCUCGUACAGGCGCCUCGGCCUGGCCCAGAAGCUCAUGGAGCAGGCCUCCCGCGCCAUGAUAGAAAACUUUAGUGCCAAGUACGUGACCUUGCACGUCAGGAAGAGUAACCGGGCAGCCUUGCACCUCUAUUCUAACACCCUCAACUUUCAGGUUAGUGAGGAGGAACUCAAAUACUAUGCAGAUGGAGAAAAUGCUUAUGUUAUGAAGCAUGAUCUCUCGCGCUUGGCAGGUGAGCUGAGAAGACAGCUGUGGCUGAAAGGGAGGGGCUGGCGUGCGGCGCUGGGCCCCAGGGAGAACCCGGAGACCCAGGGCCGCACACCUCCUAGUUGGGGAGAGGCCCUCCCGGAGGAUAGCCCGGCCGCUGAUGACAGUGGCAGCGACGGCAAGGAAACCAGCGAGUCCACGGAAACCAGUGAUGUCCCGGACAGCUAG
Messenger RNA from Manis javanica (Malayan pangolin), 669 nucleotides. It is a transcript of the gene NAA11, whose product is annotated as N-alpha-acetyltransferase 11, NatA catalytic subunit. Gene Ontology annotation, biological process: N-terminal protein amino acid acetylation. The record is from RefSeq and is a predicted model, not a curated record. Gene Ontology annotation, molecular function: protein-N-terminal-glutamate acetyltransferase activity; protein N-terminal-serine acetyltransferase activity. Lineage: Eukaryota; Metazoa; Chordata; Mammalia; Pholidota; Manidae. Gene Ontology annotation, cellular component: NatA complex.